Messenger RNA from Paramisgurnus dabryanus, 345 nucleotides. Lineage: Eukaryota; Metazoa; Chordata; Actinopteri; Cypriniformes; Cobitidae. The record is from RefSeq and is a predicted model, not a curated record.
AUGUCUCAGUGUGCAUUCAGAAGACUUGUCACUGGGGUUUUAAGCGUGCAGCGAUUUGAAGCCAACCGUGCGCUCUUGCGUGCUGGAAGCUCUGUGAAGACAAACAAGAGGUGUUGGUCUGAUGAAGUGAAGGACAGUGAAAGGAGUCAGGCCUUUGAUGUUUCUAUUCUUGAGUUUCUUGUUUGUCCACUGUCCAAAAAGCCUUUGAGGUACGACGAAAAGGGUAAUGAAUUGAUCAACGAGGAGCUUGGCAUUGCUUAUCCCAUCAUUGAUGGUAUUCCUAACAUGAUCCCACAAGAUGCCCGAAAGAUCCAGAAAACAGAAGCAACUGAACACCCCCUCUAA